AAAUAUUAAAGAAUAUAAACCUGGAUUGUUUUCUUUUUUCAUGCACUUGAUUUUUCUGUAAUUUCAGUUCUAGCAUUCAUUUGAGAUUCAAGCUUAUGACUGAUAUCACUCCAUCUCAUAUCGGCAUUUUCCCCCCUCUCUUUAUAUAAAUUUUUUGUAUUUUGCAGAAAUUUAUGCAUAUAUAUUUAUUGAAAUUGAAAUUAUUAAUUUUCUGUGUGUAAUAGAGUUUGAUCCAUUGGUGAUUUAUGUAUGGUUCUGUGUUUUCUACACUAAUAUGUCAUUACAGAUAGCUACUCAUCUACUUCAAUUUAAUUUUUUGCCCAUUUGAAUGAAAUAAGAAAUUCUUAGGCUACUUGAGAUUGCAUCUGGUAGAUGCUUAGUUCAAGUUGAUGAUGUACAGGGCCGAUUCAUAUAUCAAUUUGUAAUUAAACCUAAUUUAUAUGUAUUGCUGCCUUUUAAUCCUAUAUAUUGGUGCCAACUGCCUGUACUACGAAGUUGUAGAGAGAUGGAGUCCCAGUCCCUCAAGCUUCGCAACAUUUUGGAGUUUCACAAUCUCCCAAUCUCGCCGACUCAUCGGUUCUCACUCCUUGUUCACCCAUGUGAACUCACUUCUCUCCCAUCACUCUUCUCAUCAUCGUCGAAUCCUUCUCACACUCGAAUUCUUCACCAAUUCAGUCGAAUUCAAACAGCCCCUUGUUGCAAAGAACCUGUACAUUUUCCAAUCGACUCGGUGGAAACUUCUUCAAGCCAUGCAUUCCAGUCCGCGUCCAAGGUCGAAGAUGAUGACACCAAUUCGAUGCCCUCUGACAUUGGCUUGAUUCAACGUGCUGCGUGGAUUGGUUUGACUACCAUCAUGAGCAAGAUUCUGAGAUUAAUUAGGGAGAUUAUCGUGGCUUCAGUUUUCGGCAUAGGUUCAGUGGCAACUGCAUUCAAGUAACCACGCUUUUCUUUAAUCAUAUUUCAUGUAAAUACUU
Messenger RNA from Camellia sinensis, 974 nucleotides. The record is from RefSeq and is a predicted model, not a curated record. Lineage: Eukaryota; Viridiplantae; Streptophyta; Magnoliopsida; Ericales; Theaceae.